CCGACCGCUGAAUUUUAACUGGAAGGAGAGAAAAAAGAGGAGAGGAAAAUGAAAGUGCGAGGCAGAUAGAGAGAGAGAGAGAGAGAGAGAGAGAAAGAGGGAGAGAGAGAGAGGGGGAGGUAGAGGAGAGCUGUCGGACCGUCCUGCAGGAGGAAGGAGGACUUUCAACAUGACCGCCCUGCGUCAGAGGAAGGGCAGCAAGGGGAGGGAGCCCCCCCUCAGCGCAGAGUUUCAGUCCCAGCAGUCCAACUGUUGCACAGAUCAUCAUCCUGAGAGGAUCCUGCACGGUGAUUGGUCGUGGGGGGCGAUAAUCUGGACCUCAGUCGGUUGGUCUGUGUCUGUCGGUCUGGGCCUGCUGUGCUGCAUCUACGUGGCCACACUGCAUGAGAACGACCUGUGGUUCUCCAACAUCAAGGAAGUGGAGCGGGAGAUCUCCUUCAGGACCGAGUGUGGACUGUACUACUCCUACUUCAAGCAAAUGUUGCAGGCCCCGUCAAUACAGGAAGGCCUCUCAGAAUUGAUCCAUGACAACUUGACAGAAUCCAAGAGGACCAUUAAUCUCCUACAGCGAAUGAAUAUCUACCAGGAGGUCUUUCUCAGUGUUCUCUACAGAUCGCUGCCCGUACAGGCGUAUCUGGAGCCAGUCUAUUUCUACAUUUACACAGUGUUCUCGCUCCAAGCGGUGUAUGUGAUCGCUCUGUACCUCACAGCUUGGCUCCUGUCCGGAUCCUGGCUGGCUGGUACCCUCACCGGGGUCUGGUACAUCCUCAACAGGGUCGACACCACUCGGGUGGAGUUCACCAUCUCGCUCAGAGAGAACUGGUCUCUGCCCUUCGCUCUGCAGGUCACCACUAUCACCUGCUUCCAGCCUCAGCUCAGCGCUUUGCAGCAGAAGGUGGUGGUGUGGCUGAUGUAUGUGACCACCUUCUGUUUCUGUCUGACGUGGCAGUUCAACCAGUUCAUCCUUCUUGUUCAGGCUCUCGUCAUUUACACCCUGGACUGUGCAGACUUCCUAACAACGACACAGGUGACCACGCUGUACCUCGUUCAGGUGAGCGCCCUGCUCAGUGUGUGGCUCCUCCAGUUCUGUAACUCCAUGAUCCUGGGAUCGCUGGUCCUGAGCUUCAUCGUAGCUGCACUCUUCGUCAGACACUGCCAGUCUGGCCUGAAGACGGGAAGCCCGCUGCUUCGUCUGGGCAAACUGCUCCUCCACAGCGCCACGGUCCUCCUCCUCACCUGCACCAUCAACUACCUGGCCAAGAGAGUACUUCAGCUCAGAUCAGACGAACACAUCUUUAAAUUCAUCCAGUCAAAGCUUGGCUUGGGAUCCACCAGAGAUUUUGAUGCCAGUCUGUAUCUGUGUGAGGAGGCUUUCGGUCUGCUGCCGCUCGACACGCUGGAGCGUCUGGCUGGUACUCUGCUGCUCUACCCCUACGUCCUCACACUGCUGCUGCUCAGCGGCACGCUGGCGGUGGCCGCGCUGCAGAACCUGAGCAGACCUAAAGGGGGUUCAGCUGAGGAGAGGAGAGGAGGCGGAGAGGGGCGAGCGGUGGCGUUUCGUCCAGAUGUGGCCUAUAAUCUGAUGCACACGCUGUUCUACGGCCUGCUGGCUUUCAGCACCAUGAG
Labrus bergylta (ballan wrasse) is the source of this 1626-nucleotide messenger RNA. Lineage: Eukaryota; Metazoa; Chordata; Actinopteri; Labriformes; Labridae. The record is from RefSeq and is a predicted model, not a curated record.